Messenger RNA from Ostreococcus lucimarinus CCE9901, 1582 nucleotides. RefSeq lists its product with no specific name. NCBI's taxonomy places the organism in Eukaryota, Viridiplantae, Chlorophyta, Mamiellophyceae, Mamiellales, Bathycoccaceae. Bases 688 to 1581 code for a protein of 297 amino acids. The record is from RefSeq and is a predicted model, not a curated record. The transcript has a single exon.
AACGAUCGAACGAUCGCUCGCGGUUUGAACAGAUUUGAAACCGAAACGACUCGACGACGGCGAUGCCCAACGCGACGACGCGCGGGACGACGCGGACGAUCGCGGGACGCGCGAUGACGCGCGCGACGACGCGGUGCGUGACGCGCGCGCCGCCGAAACCGCGGACGCGGACGGGGAGCGACCGCGCGGUGCGAAGCGCGCCGGCGCCGGUGAGCGCGGCGCAGCGAAGAAAACCGCGAGGACGGCGAUCGCGCGAUGCGACGGACGACGAUCGCGCGGACGAUGGGAACGGUGGCGAUGGUGGCGAUUGGUUCGGCGGCGGCGGCGGCGGCGGCGACGGGGGCGACGGCGACGACGGCGAGGACGAGGACGCGUUUCGAAUGGACGCCGACGAGUUGACGGCGUUCGAGCGCGCGUUGUUCUCGGAGAUUGAGGUCAUGGACGCGCACGCGUUGUACGCGUGGCAGAGCGCGUGCGCGGUGACGCUCGUCGGGUGCGUGCAGCACGUGAUCGACGUCGCCGCGGCGAGAGCGCGCGGGUUCGGCGACGCCGUCGCCUUCGCGUGAGCGAUCCGAGACGACGAACCGGUCGUCCGCGCCGACGCGCGCUGUACGCUACGAAGCCAUCACGUGGAGUGUUGUGCAUUAUCUUUUUCCGAUCCACGGUGUUGUAUAUCAGUUGUAAACGAUGCGAAGCGAACGCGUUCGUCCGCACUUCGCCGCGCGCGCGAUGGCGUCGCGCCCUCGAGUCCUCGUCCUCGCCCGCGCGUCGUCCGCGUCGUCCGCGACGACGCGCGCUCCCGAGUACCGCGCCGCGGGCUAUCGCACGUUCGUCGAUCCAUCGCCGAGCGCGAGCGCGACGCGCGUAAAGAUUGACUGCGGACCCGUGCGCGCCUACACCGGCGGACGUUACGACGGCGACACGCUCCGCGCGCCGUGGGAUUCGGCGCAGACGACGCCCAAGGGCGACGGAGCGUCGAACUCGACGACGCAGCGCACGUACGUGUUCGACACGACGCUCGCCGGGGCGAGCGAAGUGCUGAGCGUGACGGCGGCGAGGCCGCUGGGAAUAAUCUUCGAAGACGACGCCGACGGACGCGCGCGCGUCGCUGAUUUCGUGAAAGGGAGCGAUGCGGCGCGAGCGAACGACGUCGCGGCGCUGGCGCCGUUCGGAAGGCAGUGCGCGCGACGAGGGGACGUGCUGCGGGCGUUCACGGCGACGCAGGUGGUGUAUCGGACGACGGCGGCGCUGACGGGGGAUUUGAGCGGUACGAAACGCGUGCGGACGCUGUUCGGCGCGGACGAGGUGCCGUGGGGGGAGGUGAGCGCGGCGUUGGCGAACGGGAGGGUGGCCGAUGGGCCGAUCACGUUGGUAUUGGAACGCGACGGCGAUCGCGAACGCGCCGAAAAUUGGCCGAGAAGAGAAGAGGAGCUCGAGUUUAGGGGGUUGGGCGACGAGAGCACGCAGGCGAAGAGGCAGCGAGAACGCUUCGAAUCGGAUGAAGACACCGAACGGGCGAAUAUCGCCUUCGCGGGCGCGAUCGCGGCGUUUGUUCUGUUGAUCCUCGCCGGGUUCUCGUAGA